AUGGUUUACCUUGGAUGGAAACAUUUCAAGGAACAGGAGAAAGCUUACACACUUGUGCCUCUGGUCAAAGGAGGAGGAAGUCGAGUGAUAGAAAUGCCAUUAACUAGUUGUAAGACGGACAUAUACCAAACUUGUAAGAAUUUUUUUUUUCCUGAUGGGAAUUCUAUAUUUGGAAAUGAGGAUGAUAUGCUGUUUAGUCUGACUAACUUUAAAGGUGAGAAGGUUGAAUAGUCUAUUAAAGCUGGAAGAGAAUAUAUACCAUUUAACUUGUGUAACUACAUGGAAGCACGCAAAAUUAGAACUGUUAGACUGUAUUUACAAUCCAGGAAGAUUGAUGGCAGUGAUGAUGACGAUGAUCUCUUAUCCAGUGCAUUUGAUCAUGACCUUAAUCAAGAAGGCUCACUGAUUGGCCCCCACCUUGAGAGGCAGUCUCUUGUAUCCCGUAAUCAAGAAAGCUCGCUGAUCAACUCCACCUUGGAUAUGCAGUCUCUUGUGUCCCAAAAUCAAGAAAGCUCACUGAUUGGCUCCACCCUCGAGAGGCAGUCUCUUGCAUCAGAACAAGACAAGGAGUAUCAAAAGUCGCUGAAAGUAGAUGAAUGA
Molecule: messenger RNA, 600 nt
Organism: Paramuricea clavata
Lineage: Eukaryota; Metazoa; Cnidaria; Anthozoa; Malacalcyonacea; Plexauridae
Source: the annotation of a GenBank genome assembly